GGACCAUUAGCCUUUUCUUCUGCGAUUCAGGGGUUCACAAGGCUUGUGUUAUCUCUCCCUCCUUCGUGUGGCAGUUGACCACCGACACGCCAAGUGCCCAAGCCUUCGUCACUCCCUUCGCGUCCUUCGCUGGCGACGAGCAUCUGCCACGCCAGGUUUGGAAACUUCUUGUAUGCUCCCGUAUUCAACGCUGAUUGGUGAAAAUAGUUUUGGGACUCUGAGGACCUAAAUUCUGUGAAUCAAUUGUAAAGGUGUAGCUAUUUGUAGUUGUGGAGGUGUGUGAAGAAAUGGAAUGCAACAAGGAUGAGGCCCAAAGGGCGAAGGUUAUUGCAAAGAGGAAGUUCAAAGCAAGGGACUUGCAGGGUGCCAGAAAAUUCGCCCUCAAGGCUCAGACACUCUUUCCUGGGCUUGAAGGCAUUGACCAAAUGAUCGCCACCUUUGAUAUCUAUCUUGCUUCAGCUGCUGGGGACAAGGACUGGUACUCUAUCCUUUCUGUUCCCAUGAAUGCAGAUGAUGAAAACAUAAAGAAACAAUACGAGAAGUUGGCUAUUCAGUUCCACCCUGACAAAAACAAGUCAGUGGGUGCUGAGGGUGCUUUCAGAAUGGUCCAAGAGGCAUACAUGGUGCUAUCAGAUAGAACCAAGCGAGCUGUAUAUGACCAUAAGAGGAAUGUAAGGAUAUCCCAACAGAGAACAUUGCAAUCGAGUAAAGCAAGCAUGGUCCCUGGUGCAUCCAAUGACUUCUAUAAUUUCGCAGCUAAUGCUACUACUGCCUCCAAGCCGACAGUAAGCAAGCAAACAGUGGGAUCAGCAACACAUGCCCUAGAUGCACCCCCACCUGCACCUUCAACUACUACUAGUACACCUGUGGCACAACCUAAUACAUUUUGGACCUUAUGCAAUAAAUGCAAGAUGAACUAUGAGUACCUCAGGAUGUAUUUGAAUCAAAAGCUUCGCUGCCGUAGUUGCCGUGAGUUAUUCCUAGCAAAAGAAGUACAAAGGCCACCAAUAGGGAACAUGGUGCAAGAUUCAAACAUCAGUGGUGCUAAUCAAAAUGCAACCACUAAUAGAAAUUUGGAUGGAGGUCCAAUUUCAAGGGCUGUUGGUGUAGCUAGUGCCACUGCAUCGUCUGUUGCUGCUGUUGCUCAAGCUGCUAAUGUAGUUCAUCAGACAUAUGAAAAAGUUAGGAGGGAGAGGGAAAAUGUGCAAGCAGCGGUAAGAAGGGAGGAGGCUCUUCGCCGGAAGUACAAUCCUCUAAAAAGGCAUGGAAGCAUGUCAGAGAAUGCUAAUCUUGGAGCAGUUGCUGCAACAUCUAGAAAGAAGACAAGGACUAUGGCUAAAGAUGCUGAAAUUGGUUCUUCAUCCAUCAUAUCAGGUCUAGGAGCAAAUUUUUUUAGAGUGCCUGGUGGUGAUGGUGGACCCAAUUGGAAACCCAGACCUCUGAUCCAUUUAAGUUUAGCCAAGACCUUCUCUCAGAUGGAUCUUAGGGGUCUUUUGCUGGAAAAAGUGAAAACUGAGCUUAAAAACAAGCUAACAGUAAUAAAAAAUAAAACAUCACAAGUUGUUGCUAGUGAAAAAGUGAGCAAGAAAGUUGUGGUUAAGGAAAAUGGUGGGGAUAAUGAAGCUCUUGCACCAGAAGAUCCUAUAACUAAUAAAGAUGCUCAUGAUGAUCCUGAAGAAAUUGGUUCUAAUACUAGCACAAACACUGGAAAUGAAGAUGAUGGCCGCUUAUCUUUUAAUGUUCCUGAUCCAGAUUUCUGUGAUUUUGACAAGAACCGCACCGAGGAAUGUUUUCGAAGUGAUCAAAUUUGGGCUUCAUAUGAUGAAGAUGGUAUGCCUCGUUAUUAUGCAUUUAUUCAGAAAGUUCUUUCCUUGAAACCAUUCAAGCUCAGAAUAAGCUAUCUCACAUCAAGGACAAAUAGCGAAUUUGGGACUUUGAAUUGGGUUUCUUCUGGAUUCAUAAAGACGUGUGGUGAUUUCAGGAUUGACAAAUAUGAAAGUUGUGAUAUAGUGAACAUGUUCUCUCACCAAAUGAAAUGGGAGAAAGGGCUUCGUGGGAUAAUCAAAAUUUAUCCACAGAAAGGUGACAUCUGGGCUAUUUAUCAGAAUUGGUCCCCUGACUGGGAUAAAGAUACUCCAGAUAAUGUGCUCCAUGCCUACAAUGUGAUUGAGAUACUGGACGCCUAUGAUGAAGAACAUGGCAUCUCCAUUAUUCCCUUAAUUAAGGUUACUGGAUUUCAAACAAUAUUUCAGCGCCAUCAGGAUCCAAACACUACCAUGAAGAUUCCCAAAGAAGAGAUGUUUCGGUUUUCACACCAAGUGCCUUUUUACAGGAUGUCAGGCGAAGAAGCUCCAAAUGUCCCCAAAGAUAGUUAUGAGCUUGACCCAGCUGCUAUUCCUAAAGAACUUCUUGAGGGGAUCACAGAAACAGUGGAGGCAAAUGGAACCUCGACUGUUGACUAAGACAGUUGAUGUCUUCCUUGGUUGAACUGCCAUUUUGAAGUAAUCGAGCAAAAGAGAUUAAGAUUUGCUAGUUUCCUAGUUUUAUAGAUUUCCUUCUACUGCUUUUGAUUAUCACAUUUUUUUGCAUAGAAGGGAUACAAUGGAGCUAGUCAUUCAGGAGCCAGCUGCUUAGCAGCUUCUGGUGUAAUUUAACAGGCUCUAGCAUGAAUUUAGUUGUGAUAUGUUACUUGUUAAGUAU
Sorghum bicolor (sorghum) is the source of this 2700-nucleotide messenger RNA. RefSeq lists its product as uncharacterized. The coding region runs from base 288 to 2462 and encodes 724 amino acids. Lineage: Eukaryota; Viridiplantae; Streptophyta; Magnoliopsida; Poales; Poaceae. The transcript is spliced from 2 exons. The record is from RefSeq and is a predicted model, not a curated record.